CCCCCAGCGCCGCCAGCGCCGCCGAGCGGAGCGAGUGCCGCGUCGCAGGGGCGCAGGAGCCAUGACCCUCCGCCGACUCAGGAAGCUGCAGCAGAAAGACGAGGCGGCGGCCACCCCGGACCCCGCCGGCCGGGCUCCCGAUUCGGAAGUAGCUCCCGCCGCUCCGGCCCCGACCCCGGCCACGGGCCCCCCUGCUGCAGCUGCUACCCCUGGACCCCCCGGGGAUGAGCUGUACGCGGCGCUGGAGGACUAUCACCCUGCCGAGCUGUACCGCGCGCUCGCCGUGUCCGGGGGCACCCUUCCCCGCCGAAAGGGCUCAGGAUUCCGCUGGAAGAAUCUCAGCCAGAGUCCUGAACAGCAGCGGAAGGUGCUGACCUUGGAGAAGGAGGAUAACCAGACUUUCGGCUUUGAGAUCCAGACUUAUGGUCUUCACCACCGAGAGGAGCAGCGUGUGGAGAUGGUGACCUUUGUCUGCCGAGUUCAUGAAUCCAGCCCUGCACAGCUGGCUGGGCUCACACCAGGGGACACCAUCGCCAGUGUCAAUGGCCUGAAUGUGGAAGGCAUACGGCACCGGGAGAUUGUUGACAUCAUCAAGGCAUCUGGUAAUGUUCUCAGACUGGAAACUCUAUAUGGGACGUCAAUCCGGAAGGCGGAACUGGAAGCUCGCCUGCAGUACCUGAAGCAAACCCUGUAUGAGAAGUGGGGAGAAUACAGGUCCCUCAUGGUGCAGGAGCAGCGGCUGGUGCAUGGCCUGGUGGUGAAGGACCCCAGCAUCUAUGACACGCUGGAGUCUGUGCGUUCCUGCCUCUAUGGUGCGGGCCUGCUCCCCGGCUCGCUACCCUUCGGGCCUCUGCUUGCUGCACCCGGGGGGCCUCCUGCGGGCUCCCGGCGGGCCCGGGGUGACACCGAUGAUGCCGUGUACCACACGUGCUUUUUCGGGGGAGCCGAACCGCCGGCGCUGCCGCCCCCGCUGCCCCCCGCGCGCGCCCCCGGCCUGGGAUCCGUGGAGGCCCCGGGCUCUGUGCCCUGCCCCGGGGCGCGCACCACACUCAGCCGCAGUGCCAGCGUGCGGUGCGCGGGCCCGGGCGGGGGUGGUGGCGGGGGCGCGCCGGGCGCGCUGUGGACUGAGGCCCGGGAGCAGGCCCUGUGCGGCCCCGGGCUGCGCAAGACCAAGUACCGCAGCUUCCGCAGGCGGCUGCUCAAGUUCAUCCCGGGACUCAACCGCUCGCUGGAGGAGGAGGAGAGUCAGCUGUAGGGGCGGGGGAGGGCGGGGAGGUAUUUAUUUAUUUAUUCAUUCGUGACAGCCAGUGCAAAAAGUGGGAGUGGUAGUCCCGGGCCCAGAGGACCCCAGGAGCCCAGAGCUGCGGGAGAGGGUCCUUGCUAGCCCUGACCAGACUGGUUGGUUCAAGGCUUGACUUUGUUUGCCAAGCCAGUGGGAAGCCCAGGCCCUGUCUCUCCUCCUCUUCUAAACCACAGAGGGAGCUGGGGCAGGGGGAGAAUAGGCCUUCCAAAUUUGGGAGAGGUCUGUGGGCCAAAGAUGGGUGUACUAUCCUAUAGUCUGGAUCAGUAGUGCCUUGUGGGGUGUCCAGGAAAAAUCCCACCUGGGGUGGGGAACCCUGCCCCACGAAGCCCUCUCUUCAGCUUUAUUUGCUCUCCCAUUCAGCCUUGGGGAGAAGUGGCCCGUGGUGGGUCACUCCCCCAUCCUACACACACACA
Messenger RNA from Castor canadensis (American beaver), 1716 nucleotides. RefSeq names its product trafficking regulator and scaffold protein tamalin (gene Tamalin). Gene Ontology annotation, cellular component: plasma membrane. Lineage: Eukaryota; Metazoa; Chordata; Mammalia; Rodentia; Castoridae. Gene Ontology annotation, biological process: signal transduction. The record is from RefSeq and is a predicted model, not a curated record. Gene Ontology annotation, molecular function: protein binding.